This is a messenger RNA of Thelazia callipaeda (thelaziosis nematode), 723 nucleotides long. Lineage: Eukaryota; Metazoa; Nematoda; Chromadorea; Rhabditida; Thelaziidae. The record is from the annotation of a GenBank genome assembly.
AUGGGAACUAUCACUGCAGAUGAAGUAAAUUUCCAGCAUUUAAUAGCAAGUUGUGAGCGACUGUGUGUUGAAGACACAUCACUGAAUAUAUUUAAACUUGCAGCAAAUUUGAAAGAACUUGAAGAGAUAUUCGGCCGUCUGCUUCAGAGCAGGGACAUUGACAGAGAUAUUUUACAACAUUAUGAACAAAGUUUGAAUGUGUUGCGUCUUCAUGUCGAAGCAAAACAAGAAAAAACUACUACAACUUCUGAUGGAAAAGAUUCGUUAGUUCAAUGUGAUGUAGAUCUCAAUGAUGUAAAAAAUGAUGUUGUUUUCUCAAAAGCCAAAAUGAAGAUUGCACAUGAAGCUGAUUUACGUAUGCAAUUAUUUGGAGAAGCAGAAAAGUCAUCACUGCUUGAUUCCGAUUUCAAUCCAGAACUCAUUACUCGUCGUGAGACUGAAAAACAAGAAAAUUUGGCGAACGAGUUGUUUAGUAUGGCACGUCUAAUGAAGCACACUUAUUCAACAGCUAAUGCGGUUAUCAAAGAAGACAAUGCGACACUCUCUCGAUUACAACAGGUGGCAGAUGCUCAUAAAGGAAGUUUACUAAAAGAAAGUAAACGACUUGAAGAGUAUGCGUAUCGUUCAUGGUGUGAUUGUUUAUAUAUUGUAGGUGUUUGUGGUAUAAUUAUGUCAUUUAUAGCUAUGGUGAUUAUUAUGAGGGUUUUCACAAAGAAAUAUUAG